Messenger RNA from Sodiomyces alkalinus F11, 780 nucleotides. RefSeq lists its product as hypothetical. The record is from RefSeq and is a predicted model, not a curated record. NCBI's taxonomy places the organism in Eukaryota, Fungi, Ascomycota, Sordariomycetes, Glomerellales, Plectosphaerellaceae. The transcript is spliced from 3 exons. Bases 204 to 443 code for a protein of 79 amino acids.
CAUGACGACACACCGAGGGAAAGGCGAUGAUCUGCGUCGAAAGGGGACUGGAAGACGCAUAUAAGACUUCUCCCUACCCCUCUCUUAACCUCCGGUCUCUACACAUAUAUACGGGACGCAGAAAGCAGCCCACUUUCAAUUUACUCUACAUAACAUUCUACGCACUUUAUCCUGACCAAUUGAAUUGUCAUCAUCAACCGACAAUGGACACUAUCAAGAACACCAUGAAGGGGGGUUCCGACUCCAGCAAGCAGCAGCAGUCGUCGUCCCAGAGCGCACAGAGCGGCCAGAAGGAAGACUAUGGCGAUAAGGCCUUCAGCGCCGCCUCUCAGAAGACGGGCCAGAACAUCGACCGCGAUACGCAGGAGAAGAUGACGGAUACGGGCCGUGACAUGUUCGAGAAGGGCACCGGUAAAAAUGUGCCGGAGAAAUUCUCGAACUGAAGAGGACCGGGCCGAGCAGGAGAUUAGGAUGAUGAGGAGGCAGUCGAUCACGUCGGCUGGUUCGUGGGGUGUGCGAUGACUUCGGUGGUGUUGUUAUGGUCUAAUGGGUGCCUUUGUUAAAACCACGUAACCAACCAAGUAACCAUUCUUGGGAGUAAAGGAAUCUGCAAGACAAGUUCUUGGUCAGUCUGUCAUCUCUGUGAUGUGGUUGGCGUGAUGUAGACAUCGACAGGACAUAGCCCGGGCAGAAAGAGGACGAUGAACUUAGUCGAGAGGAACGAAAAAGCAGUCGAUUGAACUGAUCGGACUGUUGUGUUAAAAAGUUAAGCCGUCCUUA